This is a messenger RNA of Salvia miltiorrhiza (redroot sage), 2238 nucleotides long. RefSeq lists its product as uncharacterized. Gene Ontology annotation, molecular function: protein binding. The coding region runs from base 464 to 1894 and encodes 476 amino acids. The transcript is spliced from 8 exons. The record is from RefSeq and is a predicted model, not a curated record. Lineage: Eukaryota; Viridiplantae; Streptophyta; Magnoliopsida; Lamiales; Lamiaceae.
GUCGGAUGUUGUGAAUCUGGAAUUUGAACUCUAGUCGGACGUCAAACGCUUCUAAAAUCCGACAAAUUUCUCCCUUGUGUAUUUUUAGGCCCCUCCUUUCAAAGUAAGAGCUUUACUCUUUUGCCAAAUUGCCUUCACCUGAUUAAUACAUAUGUACAUGGGAGGGAUAGAGAGAGAUUAGAGCGAGAGAGAGUUCAUUCGCAUCCAAAUUUUGCGUAAAUGCGAAAAUUAAUUAAAGAACUCACUUGUGAAGAAGAGGAGAAAGUGAAUUUCUCUCGUUUCCGUUUGAAUUUCGCUCCGGACCUUGGGCGGUAAAGGAGCAUCGACUAUCUUUUCUGGGUCCGGAGAUUUAGGGUUUCUUCUUGAUGUUACAAUUCAAGCUCUGAUACAUUUGAAUGUGCAUAAUUUUUUUAGGGUUUAGAUUUCUUUGUAUAAAGGGUGUGUAUUAGUGUAAUAAUCCGACAUGGACGGGCGGAGAAUAACGGCGAGCCCGAGGCCGUGCUGUGGCCGGCGAGUGGUGGCGAAGAAGCGGCCUCGCGGUGGUUUAGAUGGUUUUGUUAACAGCGUGAAGAAGCUGCAGAGAAGGGAGAUUUCCUCGAAGCGUGACCGUGCUUUUAGCAUGAGUGAUGCUCAGGAGCGAUUCCGCAACAUUCGCUUGCAGGAGGAAUAUGAUACUCAUGAUCCCAAGGGAUAUUGUUCUUUGUCGUUACCGUUUCUGAAGAAGAGGUCAAAAAUUAUUGAGAUAGUUGCUGCCCGUGAUAUUGUCUUUGCACUUGCCCAAUCUGGUGUGUGUGCAGCAUUUAGUCGAGAGACUAACCAGAGGAUAUGCUUCUUGAAUGUUUGUCCUGAUGAAGUCAUUCGGAGCUUAUUCUACAACAAAAAUAAUGAUUCGCUAAUCACUGUUUCGGUCUACGCUUCAGAUAAUUUUAGUUCCUUAAAAUGCAGAACAACAAGGAUCGAGUACAUACGAAGGGGCAAACCUGAUGCUGGUUUCCCUCUUUUUGAGUCUGAGUCAUUGAAGUGGCCUGGUUUUGUUGAAUUUGAUGAUGUGAAUGGAAAGGUUCUCACCUACUCCGCACAAGACAGCAUAUACAAGGUUUUUGACUUGAAAAAUUACACAAUGUUAUACUCGAUUUCAGAUAAAAAUGUCCAGGAGAUUAAGAUCAGUCCAGGAAUCAUGCUUUUGAUAUUUACAAAAACCCAAGGCGCUGUCCCCUUGAAGAUUCUCUCAAUUGAAGAUGGGACCGUUUUGAAAUCAUUUAACCAUCUUCUUCAUAGAAACAAGAAAGUUGAUUUCAUUGAACAGUUCAAUGAAAAGCUUCUAGUCAAACAAGAGAACGAGAAUCUCCAGAUUGUUGAUGUUCGUAAUGUUGAGAUAACAGAAGUUAGCCGGACCGAGUUCAUGACUCCUUCUGCAUUCAUAUUUCUGUACGAGAACCAAUUAUUCCUGACUUUCAGAAACCGAACAGUUGCUGUCUGGAACUUCAGAGGGGAGCUUGUCACCUCAUUUGAGGAUCACCUGUUAUGGCAUCCUGAUUGCAACACUAACAACAUAUAUAUCACAAGCGAUCAGGAUCUCAUCAUUUCGUAUUGCAAAGCAGAUUCUGAUGAACCGUUGUCUGAUGGGAUUGCGGGUUCUAUCAAUAUCAGCAAUAUCUUAACUGGGAAGUGCUUGGCAAAAAUAAAAGCGAGCAAUAGUCUUCCCAUGAACGAAUGCAACUGCAGUGCAGGUUGUGGGGGGAGGAAGUGCAACUCAAGGAAGCGCAUCCAAGCUUCUAGAAUCAGCACUGUCGCUGAGGCCCUGGAAGAUAUCACCGCUCUCUUCUAUGAUGAAGACCGCAACGAGAUUUACACUGGCAACAGGCAUGGUCUUGUUCACGUCUGGUCCAACUAAAGGUGGCAGGUUCGCCCCCAUUUUCUUAUGGAUGAACACUUAGUUGCUUAAUAGAAUGCUAAAUCAUUAGUUUCCCCAAUCUCUUGUCUUCAGUUUGUAUUUUCUCACCCCCAUUAAGGGGGUUGUCCAUGUCCACUAUCACGAUGCUAUAAAUUUGUAGUCUUUGUCGAUUUACCCUUUGGCGUGUUGGACCUAACUAAGAUGUCAGUAACAUUUCGUGUGUAGACGUACCGAGUCAGUGUAAUUUGUGUUGGAGUCAAAACUGUGCUUGUUGUGGAAGAUAAUCUGGGUUCUCUGUAAAUUGUUGGUGUUUUUUUGCUGAAUGAAUGGUUCUUAUUCUUCUU